UAGGCCGCGAGCUACAGAGCAACGCUGUCACUCAACGGGGUUUCGGGCUGAUCACCUCUGCAGGACGGGACUCCAAGAGAGAGAAAGUAGAGCCGAGCCCACCGCGGGUUUACAGGCUCUGGAUUAAAGUGAUCGGUCCCACAGCUUUCGUCGAAACUGCCCGUGUGGAUUCAUUCCGUGUUGGUGAGCUAGAUGCGGUCCGAAGCUAAGAUGAUGCCGAUGUUCCUGACAGUAUACCUCAGUAACAAUGACCAGCAUUUUACUGAGGUCCCCGUUACGCCGGAGACGCUGUGCCGGGACGUGGUGGAUUUGUGCAAGGAGCCGGGAGAGGCUGACUGUCACCUCUCUGAGAUGUGGCGUGGAUCUGAGCGAGCUGUAGGUGACGGGGAGAGGAUGCUGGAUGUGCUCCAGCGAUGGGGACAACACCGGGCAGAGGUGCGCUUCUUCCUGCGUCACAAUCGAGCCCCUGGCAGGGAAUCGGGUGGGCCAAGAGGCUCCGAGCAGAAGAGGAAUGGAGUGAAGGGUCCUCCAGACAGAAGAAUGGAAAACGGGGUGGCAACAACACCCCGGAUGGACAUGACGCUGGCCGAACUACAAGAGAUGGCUGCCAGGCAGCAGCAACAAAUAGAAAGUCAACAACAGCUCCUCGCCUCCAAGGAGCAACGGCUGCGCUACUUGAAGCAGCAGGAGCAGCGGCAGCAGCAGCAAGCCUCUGAGCAGGAAAAGCUGCAGCGCCUCCGAGAGAACAUCGAGAACCAGGAGACUCGGCUCAAGAAGGUCCGGGCCCUCAAGGGCCAAGUGGAGCAGAAACGCCUCAGCAACGGCAAACUGGUGGAAGAGAUCGAGCAGAUGAACAACUUGUUCCAGCAGAAGCAGAGAGAACUAGUGAUGGCUGCUUCCAAGGUGGAGGAGCUUGGCCGUCAGCUGGAGUUGCUCAAAAAUGGCAAAAUGGACAACUUCCACGACAACCAGAGCUCUGUGGCUGAACUAGACCGCCUCUACAAGGAGCUACAGCUGAGGAAUAAGCUCAACCAGGAUCAGAACUCUAAGUUGCAGCAUCAGAGAGAGGGCCUGAACAAACGCAACCUGGAGGUGGCUGCGAUGGACAAACGGAUCAUUGAGCUCAGAGAUCGGCUGUGGAAGAAGAAGGCGGCGCUGCAGCAGAAAGAGAACUUGCCUCCUCAGAUGCCCUGGCAUUCAGAGCUCGCCCAUGUCAACAAUGGCUAUCCCGGUAAAGAGAGGGCUUCAAAAGACACUCAUCUUCAGGUUACCUCUGAGGGUCCAGCCGGGCAGCAGUCGGGUCCAUCUCGCGUGGCAGCGGUUGGCCCGUACAUCCAGUCGUCCACCAUGCCCAGGGGCCCAGUGAGGCAUGACCUGCUUGUAAAACCGGCCUACCCCGACGGCACCGCCACCCUUCCGGUCCACGACCCGCAGAGCAAGGCCGGCACAGCAGGAGCAGACGAGUCUGGGACAGCAGCUGGUUGUGAUGUCAGUCUGAGCUCAGAAGGCCUUCAGCCAUCCAAGCUGGCAGACUGGGGCUCUUCAGGUCCAGAAUUCAACGGUCAUGGUCCUGCUUCAACACUGCCACGAAUGACCUCUCACUCCAACUCUAACACAGAACAAGACGAGACGGAACAGAAGAGGGACAGGAAGGUGCGUCCAUUUUCCAUGUUUGAGCCAACGGAGGUUCCCACCACCUCCCUCCGCAAAAACCAGAGCAGCGAUGACCUGGUCAGGGAUGCUCAGUCUGCUCCCAAAGCUCCAGUCAAGGUGCCUCCUCCUGUUCCCACUAAACCAAAAGGCCCCGGUGUCAUGCCCUACGCCAAACCGGGUCUCAACACAGGCACCUUCCCCAAAACCAAGCCCCACAGCCAGCAGCCCCAGGCGGCACAGGGCCGCAACCCUCUCACACCCUCACAGAGCCAGACACUCCCCCUGCCCUCCAAGCAGGACACUCCACCUGAAGCCACCGUACGGCCCUUCACCCCAGAGCUGCCCUCCUCCAAAGACGGCAGCAUGAGUAAGCCUCAGACCGUAGCGGCCAGCUCCAUUUACUCCAUGUACACCCAGCAGCCGGGCGCAGGGAAGCCCUUCAGUCAGCCUGGUGUGCAGGGCGCGCUCAUCAGGUCUCAGAGCCGCACCAACGGAUUUGUCAGUGUGUAUGGUAAACCAGUGAUCCCCGGUGGAGGCUCCCCACAUCCAGAGAACCCUUACACGGACCGGCGCUCCCCCGGCCUAGAAUCCGAUGUUGACCACAGUGGACCCAACAACGUGGGUCCCAGCCCGUCUGAGGUUCCCCAAACUGAAACGGAACGCACCCCCCGGCCCCUCAGCCCCACCAAGCUGCUUCCCUUCAUUUCCAAUCCCUACAGGCAUCAGAACGAUGGUGACCUGGAAGCCCUGAGGAAGAAGCUCUACAAUGCCCCGAGGCCCUUGAAGAAACGCAGCUCCAUCACUGAACCGGAGGGUCCUGCUGGGCCCAACAUUCAGAAACUCCUCUACCAGAAGACCACGCUGGCAGCCAUGGAGACUGUGACUACGCCAACCUAUACUGGUGAAGCAGAGAAGGCGGCCGAGGGGUCAGUGGGGCCACAUGGUCCGAGUGGUGCAGAGAACCGCCCAUCGGAGACGGGACAGACUCUGGAGGCAGGACAGCUCCCGUCUCACAUCCCAGGUGCUAAAGUGCCCGUUCCAGGCCCCGCUGAACAGCCCAAACUACCUUCAGCCAUGCACCAGAGCGAGGACAUUAUCCCCCCUCCUCCCCCAUCCCACCCGGCCCCCAGGCCAGAUGACGCUCUUUUCCCACCUCCACCCCUAGCUGGCUCGGAGGAUGCAAUGGCCAACCUGCCUCCUCCGCCUCCAGACGGCUUCCUGGAGGAGUUCCCCCCGUACCCACCACCCCCAUACCCCAGUGGAGGAGAGCAGGACAGCUUGGGAGAGGACACCUUCAACAUGAAGGCGCCUGAGGUCACUGGCCAGGUCACGCUGCCACCGGGAAAGAGGACCAACUUGCGCAAGCUCGGCUCUGAACGCAUUGAGCACAACAUGAGAGUGAAGUUCAACCCACUGGCUCUGCUGCUGGACUCUUCUCUGGAGGGAGAAUUUGACCUGGUCCAGAGAAUCAUCUAUGAAGUGGAAGAUCCCAGUCUGCCCAACGAUGAAGGAAUCACUGCCCUACACAAUGCUGUCUGUGCCGGACAUACGGAGAUCGUCAAGUUUCUGGUUCAGUUUGGUGUCAAUGUCAAUGCUGCUGACAGUGACGGCUGGACCCCUCUUCACUGUGCUGCAUCCUGUAACAAUGUGCAAGUGUGCAAGUUCCUGGUGGAGUCUGGUGCAGCAGUGUUUGCUAUGACUUACAGUGACAUGCAAACGGCAGCUGAUAAAUGUGAAGAGAUGGAGGAAGGCUACACCCAGUGCUCCCAGUUCCUCUACGGUGUGCAAGAGAAGAUGGGCAUCAUGAACAGGGGAGUGAUCUACGGUCUGUGGGACUACAGUGAUGAAAACCCCGAUGAACUGAUGUUCCGCGAGGGAGACUGCAUGACCAUCGUCCGAAGGGAGGACGAGGACGAGAUAGAAUGGUGGUGGGCGCACAUGGCUGACACCGAGGGGUAUAUUCCCCGCAACCUCCUCGGGCUCUAUCCCAGAAUAAAGCCAAGACAGAGAACCUUGGCUUAAAACGCUGCGCAUUCCAGUGUCCCAGAACUCUC
Anarrhichthys ocellatus (wolf-eel) is the source of this 3707-nucleotide messenger RNA. RefSeq names its product tumor protein p53 binding protein, 2a (gene tp53bp2a). The record is from RefSeq and is a predicted model, not a curated record. Gene Ontology annotation, biological process: signal transduction; regulation of apoptotic process. Lineage: Eukaryota; Metazoa; Chordata; Actinopteri; Perciformes; Anarhichadidae. The transcript is spliced from 22 exons. Bases 193 to 3675 code for a protein of 1160 amino acids. Gene Ontology annotation, cellular component: nucleus. Gene Ontology annotation, molecular function: p53 binding.